Messenger RNA from Nerophis lumbriciformis (worm pipefish), 7596 nucleotides. RefSeq names its product regulating synaptic membrane exocytosis 2a (gene rims2a). Gene Ontology annotation, cellular component: presynaptic membrane; cytoskeleton of presynaptic active zone. Lineage: Eukaryota; Metazoa; Chordata; Actinopteri; Syngnathiformes; Syngnathidae. The record is from RefSeq and is a predicted model, not a curated record. Gene Ontology annotation, biological process: intracellular protein transport; calcium ion-regulated exocytosis of neurotransmitter; positive regulation of synaptic transmission. Gene Ontology annotation, molecular function: transmembrane transporter binding; small GTPase binding.
CCAAUGUGUAGAUUUCAAGCUGACACCACCAAUCAUGUUUGCAGCUUCCGCUCACAUCCUGCAGCGCACCCGAUAACCCCCACCUUUUUUUACGAGCUUUUAAUGGAUCUAAAUGUAGUAUUUUCACGCGCGUUUUCUGCAGCUGUGGACGUGUCAUGUGUCCGAGCCUCGGCGCUUUACGUGGGAUGCCACGCCACGGGAGUGUGACACAAACAUGCAUCAGUUUGACGAUUGUUUUCUGCUGUUUGCAGCCGCUGUGAGUCAAAGAUGUCCGCUCCACAAGGGCCCAAGGGCGGCCCUGGCCCUGCCGCCUCGGCGGCCGGCGCCAUGCCGGAGACCCCGGACCUCAGCCACCUCACCGAGGAGGAGAGGAAGAUCAUCCUCGGCGUCAUGGACCGACAGAAGAAGGAAGACGCGAAGGAGCAGUCCAUGUUAAAGAUCAAAGAAGGACCAAAGCCUCAGUCGGCACAGUGGUUUCCCUUUAGUGGGAUCACUGAGCUGGUAAAUAAUGUUCUUCAGCCACAGCAAAAGUCCCAAAAUGACAAGGAGCCCGAACCUGACGCGAAGUUGCACCAGCAGUUUGAGUCGUACAAAGACCAGGUCAAGAAGAUGGGGGACGAGACAAAACAGGCUCAGGAACAGAAGAGCGAAGCCCCAACCUGCGGGAUAUGCCACAAAACCAAGUUUGCCGACGGCUGUGGCCACCUCUGUUCGUAUUGCCAAACGAAAUUCUGUGCUCGGUGCGGAGGACGAGUGUCUCUGCGGUCAAAUAAGGUGAUGUGGGUAUGCAACUUGUGCCGAAAACAACAAGAAAUCCUCACCAAAUCCGGGGCGUGGUUUUAUGGCUCGGUGCCUGGUCAGGUGCGGCGUGUGUUUGAAGGCGGGCCGCAGGGGAAAAAGGCCAAACUGCAGGACCCGUCGCUGUACCCCUACCAGGGAGCCUCAGGGGACUUGACACAAGCGUCAGACAGGAGCAGACGUCACGGCGGGCUCCUGCCCAGACAGGCGUCCCUCGACAACGGGUCGCUGCGGUACCCCGGACACGGUGACACACCCGUAGACAGGAAACGAAGCCCAUCUGCAUCCAGGGAUCCAAACCAAAUAUACGACCAAAGGGAGGGGGCUGACCAUUCACAGUAUGCUCCGACAGACGGCAGCAUGCCCAGAUCACCGUCUGACUAUGGAGAUGGGGACCCUCGGCGGGCUCCGCGGGGCCCACACAUGUACCCAGACGUGAAUGCAGCAUGGACUGGCUACAGAGACCGGCAAGGUCCUGGACGCUGGCACUCCCAGGAAUACCCUCUGGACCAGGAUCUGGAUGGGCCACAUAAUGAGUAUGAGCUCCAGAGACAGCGACAGGAGGAGUUCCAGACACGCUACCGCAGUGACCCCAACCUGGCACGCUACCCUGUUAAGCCACAGCCCUAUGAGGAGCAGAUGAGAAUGCACGCGGAGGUGGGCCGCCUGAGGCACGAGCGUCGUCAUAGUGACGUCUCUUUAGCUUACACGGAGCAGGAUGAACCCGCUCCCAUCCGGUUGUCACGUCAACAUCUCACCGAACGCCGUCCGCCCAUGGUGGGGCAGCGUUCUUACUCUGUUGACCGCUCCUCCCCCGGGCCCAUGGGCCCCGGUCUUGGAGGCCACAGAACAUCAAACCAUAGCCCCCCGACUCCCCACCGCAGCCCUGUGCUGGGUGACCGAUCUGGGGAUCUUCGGAGGGGGGACCUGGGUGGAGGCGGGGACCCUAUGAGGAGACAGCAGCACCACUUAGACCCCAGCUCAGCUGUCCGCAAGACCAAGAGGGAGAAGAUGGAGAGCAUGUUGAGGAACGACUCUCUGAGCUCGGAUCAGUCCGAGUCGGUGCGUCCGCCGCCCCCCAAGCCCCACAAAACCAAAAAGGGAGGGAAGAUGCGGCAGGUGUCGCUGAGCAGCUCGGAGGAGGAGCUGGCGACGACGCCGGAGUACACCAGCUGUGAGGAUGUGGAGAUAGAGAGUGAGUCAGUCAGUGAGAAAGGGGACAGUCAAAGGGGAAAAAGAAAAACAAUUGAGCAGGCAUUUAUGUCUGAGCCGGCACACACCUUAUCUGAGAGGCAAAAGAAAAUGGUGCGCUUUGGGGGACACUCAUUUGAAGAGGACUUGGCGUGGUGUGAGCCGCAAGUUAAAGACUCGGGAGUUGAUACGUGCAGUAGCACUACCCUAAACGAGGAGCAUAGCCAUAGUGAGAAGCAUCCGGUGACAUGGCAGCCGUCCAAAGACGGGGAUCGCCUAAUAGGGCGCAUUUUGCUCAAUAAGAGAAUGAAAGAUGGAAGCGUGCCUCGAGACUCAGGAGCUCUGCUUGGUCUAAAGGUGGUCGGGGGCAAGAUGACAGAAUCUGGUAGACUUUGUGCUUUUAUCACUAAAGUGAGGAAAGGGAGUCUAGCAGAUACUGUAGGGCACCUCAGGCCAGGGGACCAGGUGCUGGAGUGGAACGGGAAGCUUUUGCAAGGAGCCACAUUUAAAGAAGUUUACAAUAUCAUUCUAGAAUCCAAGCCUGAGCCACAAGUGGAACUGGUGGUCUCACGGCCCAUCGGAGAUAUUCCAAGGAUACCAGACAGCACACAUGCACAACUGGAAUCGAGUUCUAGUUCUUUUGAGUCCCAAAAGAUGGAUCGCCCGUCCAUUUCUGUCACGUCGCCCAUGAGUCCCAACAUGCUGAGGGAUGCCCCCCAGUACUUGUCAGGACAGCUCUCAAGCCAAAGCCUUAGUAGAAGAACAACGCCUAUUCCCCCUAGGGUCCAGGUCAAAUUGUGGUACGACAAAGUCGGCCAUCAACUAAUAGUCACCAUCCUGGGAGCCAAAGACCUCCCACCCAGGGAAGAUGGUCGGCCCAGGAAUCCAUAUGUUAAAAUCUACUUCCUCCCUGAUAGAAGUGACAAAAGCAAGAGGAGAACAAAAACAGUAAAGAAAUCCUUGGAGCCUAAAUGGAACCAGACCUUUAUGUAUUCACCGGUGCACCGGCGGGAGUUUCGGGAGCGCAUGUUGGAGAUCACUUUGUGGGACCAAGCCAGAGUGAGGGAGGAGGAGAGCGAAUUCCUGGGAGAGAUCCUGAUUGAGCUUGAGACUGCGCUUCUAGAUGACGAGCCUCACUGGUACAAGCUGCAGACACACGACGUGUCCUCCAUCCCGCUUCCUCGUUCCUCUCCAAACACACAGCGUCGGCAGCUCCACGGAGAAAGCCCAACGCGGCGGCUGCAGAACAAAGGCUCAUAUUCUUACUCAGGAUCCCAGAGGAUAAGCGACGGAGAGAUCUCAGACUAUGAUUGUGAAGAUGGGGUCGGGGUCAUAACAGACUACCGGCCAAAUGGAAGAGACUUCCAGAGCUCCACUUUGUCUGUCCCAGAACAGGUGAUGUCUUCGAACCACUGCUCUCGUUCUGCCGAAAUACAUAGAGCGCGGUCACGCUCCCCCAGUGUCCCUCCGCCUUCAAGCCGCAACCACCGUGUGUACCCAAUCUGCCGUGAGGAAGCAGUUAGGUUGCUGCGUUCCACUAGGAUGUCCCGUGCCUAUUCUGAAGGCACCUACUCUUCUGACUAUGACUUCGAGAGGAGCCACGGAGCCAUGGAUAGACACGAGUAUCACAGCAGAUCCCGGUCCGCAGACCAGCGGCCCACAAUAGAGCGCCCCGCAUCCCGUUCACGCUCCACUGAACGCCCCCACGACUCAUCGAUGAUGAGGUCCAUGCCAUCUCUACCAUCCGGGAGGUCGGCCCCUCCCUCACCUGCCUUGACGAGGGCGCACCCUCGUAGUGGAUCAGUCCAGACCAGCCCAACCAGUACGCCAAUGUCCGGCAGACGAGGUCGACAGCUCCCACAGCUUCCAUCCAUAGUAAAAGACGGAAAAGAUGGAGACGAAGGAACCGAUCCUUGUGAAGGUAUGGACAUGGAGGAAAGGACCAGGCAGAUGAAGAUGAAGAUGAACAAGUACAAGCAGGGAGCUGGCUCCGACUCACGACUCGAGCAGGACUACCACAAGCGUACCGGCAGAGAUCCACGGGGCUCAGAUAACCUGUCCGCCAAGUCAUCGGACAGUGAUGUAAGCGACGUGUCCGCUGUGUCGAGAACCAGUAGUGCCUCUCGGUUCAGCAGCACGAGCUACAUGUCUGUCCAGUCUGAAAGGCCACAAGGAAACCGCAAGAUCCGCCUUUUGCGAUCAAGGAGCCAGUCUCGGGAGGGGGAUGAGCAUUUAGUUGAAGUACUAGAAGAGGAAGAGGCAGGCGGGAGAGGCGGAGGGGAUGGGACAAGGGCCAAUAAGGAGAGGGUCGUGCAGGGGCAGAGAGAGGGAUCGGGGGACAAAGUAAACACGCACGAACCGCAUCAUGAAGAUUUGCUGGAAAAAGAAGACGACUCGCACCAGCGGAGUAUCUCAGAGACUGACCUCAGGCAAAUGGGAUCGUCGGGCGGCGUGAACCUGACCAAGAGCACCAGCAUCAGCGGCGACAUGUGCAACCUGGAAAAGACGGACGGCAGCCAGUCGGACACGGCCGUGGGCACGGUAGGCACCGACGACAAGAAGAGGCGCUCCAGCAUCGGUGCCAAAAUGCAGGCCAUGGUUGGCAUGUCGCGCAAGAGCCGGAGCACCUCUCAGCUAAGCCAAACAGAAGCGGGAGGCAAGAAGUUGCGUAGCACCAUCCAGAGGAGCACAGAGACGGGGCUGGCGGUGGAAAUGAGGAGCAGGAUGACUCGACAGGCCAGCCGAGAGUCCACAGAUGGCAGCAUGAACAGCUACAGCUCCGAGGGAAAUCUCAUCUUCCCAGGUGUGAGGCUGUCAUCGGAUGCUCAGUUCAGUGACUUUCUGGAUGGACUGGGGCCUGCCCAGCUGGUGGGACGGCAGACACUGGCGACUCCACCAAUGGGGGACAUCCAAAUCGGCAUGGUGGAGAAGAAAGGAGCACUGGAGGUGGAGGUCAUCAGAGCUCGUGGCCUUGUAGGAAAACCAGGUUCCAAGGCGCUGCCAGCACCGUAUGUCAAGGUCUACCUUUUGGAAAACGGAGUCUGCAUAGCCAAAAAGAAAACAAAAGUAGCAAGGAAAACCUUGGAUCCUCUUUACCAGCAGCAACUGCCGUUUGAGGAGAAACCCGGGGGCAAAGUUUUACAGGUGAUUGUCUGGGGCGACUACGGACGCAUGGACCAUAAAUCUUUCAUGGGAGCAGUUCAGAUACUGUUAGAUGAGUUGGACCUGUCCAACAUGGUGAUUGGCUGGUUCAAGCUCUUUCCUCCCUCCUCACUGGUGGACCCGACCCUCGCCCCCCUAACAAGAAGAGCUUCCCAGUCCUCGCUGGACAGUUUCUCGCGGUCAUAGCAGCGUGCGGACUGAUUAGCGUCGUUGUAGCAGCCAAUGUUGCGAUGGAAGGCCACGCCCCCCCAGUUACACUGCAUGCUUGAUGUUGUGUCUUCUGAGCCUGUUUCUAGGGGAGCAAAGGUGAGCCUGUGUUUUGAGCAAAAAAAAGCGUCGCACACACGGUGCACGCGGUGAAAGCGCAUCGCAAGCGCUCAGCGGCCGGGAAUGCUGGGCGUCGUUCUUCUUCUUCUUGGGACGAAACUGGAAUGAACUCCUUAGCACGAGGAAUCCGUCAUCUCCAGGUUUUCAUCCAAUUCGAAGCCAUGGGGGUCAGCACUGAGAACCACGAAAUGAGUUCUACAGAAGCCCUUUUGGAAUGAAAAAUAGAUGCUUUCAUUUAUUUAUUUAUUUUUUCCAUUUAUUUUGUUCCCGUUUCAUGUCUGAAGGGGGUGAUGGCGGUUUUCAUCACAUGCUUGGUCACGCCAGUUUUUGGAGUCGAUUACUUUUUACCCCCUGCUAGCCUGCAGACUCUCGUUUAUGUGCUCAACCAAUGAACCCAAGGCUACAAAUUAGCAAAGUCAUCAAAACCCCAAUGAAAAAGAUGUGCAAUCUAUCAUCUUUGUUGUUUUUUUUUCUUGCUUUCUCUUUUGAUAUAUUGUAUGACAAUUAUCUGAGAAAAAUAUAUUUUCCUGUUUUCGUUCAUUUGCAUGGACAGACCAAUUUAGCUCAGUAAAAAAAACAAAAAAAACAGAAGACAAUUAUUUUCUUGAGGCUGUAACUUGCAAAAAAAAAAAAAAAAGAAGAAAAGAAAAGUGAAUCAAACUGAUCAGCCGUUUUUUUGGCAGUCGAUAAUUAUUUUUUAAAGAUAAAUUUCACUCGUGCAUGGUUUUAAGUCGGGGGGAGUGAAUGCAACAUGGUGACUCGGAAAUAAGUCAUUGCUUAACAGUCUUUAGAGCAUUCAUAAGUCAGCAAGAUAAGGGGUCAUUCGGGAGUAUUUAACAGAUAAUGUUUGUGUGACGAUAAAAAAAAGGUACAAAUAAAUGUAAAUGAUUUAUUUCAAAAGGUAAAAGGCUCAAGCCUCAUGAAGAUAAACAUUAUGUGCAAAUUGUACAUUUUUGUCCCAGGGUACUUCACAUUGUACUGUUUCAUUAUACGACCAUUGUUCAGUCCCCUGAUAGUGUCCACGUUUUAGGACUGCUUAUUUCACACCUCAAUAUUGUUUUGAUAUGCAUUUUAGUUUGAAUUUGAUUUCUUUAACAAGCAUGUUGAAAAGGAUUAUCUGCAACAUGGCUUGGGCACACCUUAAAGUAACUCAGCAUGUUUGAUAAAAGAGGAUAUUUGGAAUUUUUUAGCAAUUUCUUGUACAGUGCAUGUCAACUUCAUUCAUUUUUCUCCCUCACGUUAAAAUCUAACACGACUAAAUUGGUUUUUUUCGGUCUCCUGGUGACCAAUCAGCGAAGGUUUAACAAAACAUUCCACUCAUAUUUUCUUUGAGGAUAUGAGGAGAAAAGUGACGAGGAACCUAUUUUCUAUUAACGGGGGUGGGUGGGGGGGGAUUACAAGUGUAUUUUCUUUCAGUAUUGUUGACAAACAUGCAAAAAUAUUGUGUAUUGGUACAACACAAAAGGUCUAUAAGUCAUCAAGAGGCAGCAAACCUGCAAAAAGAACACAAGUUGCUGGGGUUCAAGACAAGCACUCUUUAUGAAAUGAGCUCAUCACAAGUUCAAACAAUAUGGGAUAUUGCCACAUAAAAUGUUUUGCUUUUGUUUGAAUGAGAAUAUUGAUUUACUAUAUUUUUGUUAGUUUCAUUUAAAAGCCAACACCUGAUUAUUUUUUAUUUUCUAUUUUUAGUAAAAAAAAAGAAAAAAAAAGAACUACUUCUCAUGUGUGGGAGGUAUACAGAAUCUUAUGGUUGCAGUAUGUCUAAAUGAAAUUGAACUGGGGCAUUAUUCCUUCUCCACGCGGAGAUAACCAAUUUAACGUCCAAGGGAACUUUUGUCACUGCGGUAUAUAUUUUACGUUUUUGAUUUCCAUUGUACAUACCUUUUUAGAUGUCAGAAUUUGAAUAAACGAGAUUCCGUGACGACACUCUUCUGGAGCAGGAAAAAUGCCUCACAUGAUGAAAAAGACAUAUGUAAUUUAUCCUUUUGAAUGCCUUUUCAUUUUCUUUUUUGGUGCAAUGUGUUAAUGCCAAGGCUAUGUCUUGGUCAAGUAUGGUUGAGUACAGAGAUUUAUGUAAGUUAUUUUUCAAAUUAAAAAUUAAAAAAUGAUAUUACACUA